AUAAUUAUUUGGGAGGAGUAAGAGUUCUUGAGAAUUGAGAUUAGGUGGUAUUGUUAUUAAGUUCCUGUAUAAGGGAAUCAGGCAAGUUAACGUUUAAAAAAGAGUGAAAGGACUUUCACAUAAGUAGUAAGUUGAGCAGCAUGCUCCAAAAGUUGCAUCUCUCUAUUCCAUUUAAUCUCAACUACGUAGUAAUUUAUAGCUAGCAGCUGCUUUUGUACUGCCAUGGACUGUAAGAUUAAAACCACAUACCAUCACCCAACUUUCUGAUGCAACUCCAUUUUUAAGCAAAUCUUCAAGCUCAUUUCUUGCCAUAUCACCAACUUUUACCUGAAGAUGAAUGAGAGAAGAACCAAGACGAACUUGUAUUCAUGGCCCAAAUGGGCCGACCUUCCUGAUGAGCUACUUGUCAAGAUCUGCAAAUGCCUCAAAUACUCAUUUCAAGUUGGUAAUUUUCGUGCUGUUUGUACCUCUUGGAGAUCCACAGUUCCACCUCCCUCUUGUAAGAAACUCUCGAGUGGAUCUGCAGCAAUCACGACUGAACCCACUAAGAAACCUCAUAGAAAAUACAUCAGAAGAUUGGUUUACCGGCUUGAACUUCAACAACUUCCACCUUCAUCUUCAUCUUCAUCUUCAUCUUCAUCAUCACCACCCAGCAGCUAUUUGAUAGCCGUAGAGGAACACUAUGGCGAAGACGGCCAAAGCCAACUCCGCCUCUUGAACCCAAUCACUGGAACUCCUAUAUCCUCAACACCAUCAAACUUCCCUAAAGAGAUUCAUUUGAACAAAUUCCGUGUCUCUGUACUGCAUAAAUCUACCCUCUUUUGGCACGAUACAAAUGAUUAUCGUUCCAAUAAAGUUGUUUGUCUUCCUGCUGGCGGCCGAACCUGCAAUGGACGAAAUGGAAAAGCGGUUGCUAUUCUUACCAAGAGCGGGAAAUUGUAUUUAUUCACACGUGAACCAAGAGUGAAUGUAGAAUUAAAUGAAUUGAUGGACCGUCCGCUUACAAACCACAAUCUGGACAAGCCUGUUUAUCACGACGUGGUGAAGUACAAGAACAAAUGGUUUGCUAUUGACCAAUACGGGCGUGGGGUUAUAGUUGAUUCUUCUUUGAACGUGAGCCUAGUUACAAAUCCUCUGUUUCUCCCAACCAGGGAUGAUUUUUUUGGUAACCACAAGUCAUACUUGGUGAGGACAUCAAGGGAUACAGAUCUAUUUCUAGUGGACAGAUACUUGGAUAAAUCCUCGGUGCAAACAAAAUACGAACAAUAUUGUACAUCUGAUGUUACAAAGGAAGCAGUUUAUGACAUGGCAGUUAGAUUCAGAGUGUAUAAACUUGAUGAGGAGGAGCAUAGUUGGAGGAAGGUUACAAGCUUGAAUGACCAAGUCAUAUUUGUAGGAGAUGAUGCAUCCUUUUGGUCUUACUGUGUGUCUGCUAAAGAUUUUCCAGGGUGUAGAGGAAAUAUGAUUUUCUUCACGGAUCAAUUCAGGAGAGCUGAGAAUGGAGAUUUUCAUGAUUUUUGGGAUGCGUUAAAACAUGAAAAAGGCUACUCACUUGGGGGAUUUCAUAUGGAGAAUGCAUUUCUUGGGCCAAUGGCAUGUUUCCCUGGUUACACUGAUUUUUUCUGGCCACCACCUAGCUGGCUCAACUAAGAUUUCCUCUCCAAUGUUAUGGUUAAAUUCUACUCCGUCAUCCAUUUUAUGUGUUAGAUUGAAUCUUGAAAAGUGAAAAGUAUUUUGUAUGUUCAGAGCACUACUUAUGCAAUUGUCUAGACAAAACUCAUUCUAGUUUAAUUGAGUAUUUACUGCGUUUUA
Nicotiana tabacum (common tobacco) is the source of this 1812-nucleotide messenger RNA. RefSeq names its product F-box protein SKIP23-like. Gene Ontology annotation, molecular function: protein binding. The record is from RefSeq and is a predicted model, not a curated record. Lineage: Eukaryota; Viridiplantae; Streptophyta; Magnoliopsida; Solanales; Solanaceae.